CGUCAAUUCAGCGUUCGUGACGUCAACGUGGACCGACCACCACACUUCAUGAUAUUCGUCUCCGAUGAUAAACAAAAAUCUUUUAUCAUCACAAGUCACACAACUAUAAACAAGUUCGCGAAGUCGCGACAUUCGGCCGUGAAUGUACUUCUCGCAACCAAAGUUCUAGAUCUCGUCCAAAGUCGAAUCAUUCGAGUUUUCUGUUCACGCCGUUGUUCCGUUCAUUCCCGUCAAUAUGGCUCAAGCUCCAUUCCUCAAUCCGACUCUUCCGUUUAUCGGACCAAUCCAAAACGGUUUAAAACAAGGAACGUUGCUCAGCUUCCAUGGUACAUCAUUCCCGUCUUCAAACAGGGUCUGCAUAAAUUUACAAAUAGGUCCGAGUGUUGCUCCUCGAGACGCUGUCGCCCUAUUUGUCGCUUUAGACUUCAACCGCAACUUGAUUGUCAGAAAUUCUAUUCAAGCACAAAAUUGGGGCGUAGAGGAAACUCACGGUCCACCUGUGGCUCUCAUUCGAGGCCAGCCAUUCAAAUUGGAUAUAUUGUGCGAUACUUAUGAUUAUAAAAUUGCAUUCAAUGGAUCCCACUACGCAGAAAUGAAACACAGGAUACCUUUUCAAAGUGUGUUUUAUUUAGCUAUUGACGGAGAAGCACAAUUACAUAGUAUACAUAUAAAUUCUGCUGGAAGUACACAGUUUGGUGGUCCGUCAAUGCCAAUGCCUGGUAAUCCACCUGGGUAUAUGCCAAUGCCCGGACAGAUGCCAGUCCCUGGACAAAUGCCCAUGCCUGGACAGAUGCCUAUGCCUGGUAGCUAUGCGCCUGGACAUAUACCAUCAGCAGGUCAUAUGCAUAUGCCUGGAGCACCACCUGGAACUGUUCCGCCUUAUGCUUCUGGUUAUAGUGCCUAUCCUGGUCAAACACAUAAUUCGCCUUAUUUACAGAAACACACAAGUUCACCGAUUAAAAAUGCUAUCAAUCAAGGAUUAACUAAUUAUGCUCUAACUGGACAUAUUAGCCCUCGUAAGGCAGCAAAAGCUCAAAGAAAACAAGCCAAAAAAGCUCUGAAAUAUGGUAUCCCUGUAGCUGGAGUUGCUGGAGCUGGUGUUGGUGCUUAUGCCAUGCACAAAGCUCAUAAGCAUAAAGGGUAUAAACAUAAAAAGGGUUCAAAGUCAUCAAGCAGUAGCAGUAGUAGCAGUAGCAGCAGCAGCAGCAGUGAUUGAAUGAAUGUUAAUUACAUAUUUUAAAGUUGCUGGUUAACAAUUUUAUUGCUU
Molecule: messenger RNA, 1267 nt
Organism: Rhopalosiphum maidis (corn leaf aphid)
Lineage: Eukaryota; Metazoa; Arthropoda; Insecta; Hemiptera; Aphididae
Product: galectin-9B
Exons: 7
Coding region: 236-1216 (326 amino acids)
Molecular function (GO): galactoside binding; carbohydrate binding
Source: RefSeq, a predicted model, not a curated record